AGGUCAUCUUCCUUCUGGUUUCUCCCUCUGCCAAAACCCUAACUGGGUUCCUCGCCUUUAGUCGAAGAAAAAGAUAGGCGAAUCUCCAGCAGCCUAAGUCAGGAUGGGGAAAACCCGUGGUAUGGGAGCUGGGCGCAAGCUCAAAACACACAGGAGGAGGCAAAAGUGGGCAGAUAAAGCCUACAAGAAAAGCCAUCUUGGUAAUGAGUGGAAGAAGCCUUUUGCUGGAUCUUCUCAUGCCAAGGGAAUUGUCCUCGAGAAAAUUGGCAUUGAGGCAAAACAACCCAACUCUGCUAUCCGAAAGUGUGCCAGAGUGCAGCUUAUAAAGAAUGGAAAGAAAAUUGCAGCAUUUGUUCCCAAUGAUGGUUGCUUGAACUUCAUUGAAGAAAAUGAUGAAGUUUUGAUUGCUGGGUUCGGUCGUAAGGGUCAUGCAGUUGGAGAUAUUCCCGGUGUUAGAUUCAAGGUGGUUAAGGUUUCUGGUGUUUCCCUGCUUGCUCUUUUCAAGGAGAAGAAAGAAAAACCGCGUUCUUAAAUAUUUAGUAGUUAGACAUGAAUUGAGGUAUUAUAACUUAUUUGUUUUAUUAUUUGUGAUUACAGAUGCAUUUAGACUCCUUGUAGUUCAUUACAUUCCAUUAGUAAAUUGGGAUGCAUAUAAUCUUUGAAAUCACUAUUGAUUAUUAAGCUACCUAUUUUAAUUUUCU
Nelumbo nucifera (sacred lotus) is the source of this 701-nucleotide messenger RNA. RefSeq names its product small ribosomal subunit protein uS12-like. The record is from RefSeq and is a predicted model, not a curated record. Gene Ontology annotation, cellular component: ribosome; small ribosomal subunit. Gene Ontology annotation, biological process: translation. Gene Ontology annotation, molecular function: structural constituent of ribosome. Lineage: Eukaryota; Viridiplantae; Streptophyta; Magnoliopsida; Proteales; Nelumbonaceae.